Molecule: messenger RNA, 1125 nt
Organism: Fulvia fulva
Lineage: Eukaryota; Fungi; Ascomycota; Dothideomycetes; Mycosphaerellales; Mycosphaerellaceae
Product: Ribosome-interacting GTPase 2
Exons: 7
Coding region: 1-1125 (374 amino acids)
Biological process (GO): cytoplasmic translation
Cellular component (GO): cytoplasm
Molecular function (GO): GTP binding; GTPase activity
Source: RefSeq, a predicted model, not a curated record
AUGGUCAACAUCACGGACAAGAUCAAGGAGAUCGAAGAUGAGAUGAGCAGGACGCAAAAAAACAAGGCCACCAACUACCAUUUAGGAUUGCUGAAGGGAAAGCUUGCCCGACUACGUGCCCAACUUCUCGAGCCCACAACAGCUGCUGGCGGAGGUGGCGCUGGUUUCGAUGUCUCGAAGUCUGGUGAUGCUCGAAUAGCUCUGGUCGGCUUCCCAUCAGUCGGAAAAUCUACAUUCCUGUCGAAAGUCACGAAGACGAAGUCCGAGGUGGCUGCAUACUCUUUCACAACCCUCACGGCGAUCCCGGGUGUGCUAGAGUAUGGCGGCGCCGAGAUCCAAGUUCUGGAUCUUCCUGGUAUCAUCGAAGGUGCUUCAGAAGGCAAAGGUAGAGGACGGCAGGUUAUUUCGGCGGCAAAGACCAGCGACAUGAUCCUCAUGGUACUGGACGCCACAAAGCGAGCUGAGCAGAGAGCACUACUUGAGGCCGAACUGAACGCUGUAGGCAUACGGCUCAACGAGGAACCUCCAAAUAUCACUCUCAAGCCGAAGAAAGCAGGUGGCGUGAAGGUCACAUUCGCUACGCCGUCGAAGAACCUGGACGAGAAGCUGCUCUACACGAUCCUCAAGGACUACAAGAUCCUCAACGCAGACGUCCUCGUACGGGAUGAGAACGCUACCGUUGACCAGUUCAUCGACGUGAUUAUGAAGGACCACCGAACAUACAUCAAGUGCCUCUACGUCUACAACAAAGUCGACGCAAUUGGUCUCGAGCAUCUAAACAAGCUCGCACGCGAACCAAAUACCGAAAUCAUGAGCUGUGAGCUGGAUCUCGGCAUCACGGAUGUGGUCGAUCGAUGUUGGGAAGAGCUCCGACUCAUCCGCGUCUACACCAAGCGGAAAGGUAUCGAUCCGGACUUCUCCGAAGCAUUGAUUGUCCGUAACAACAGCACCAUCGAGGAUGUAUGUGACGCCAUCCACAGGACGAUCAAGGAAAGCUUCAAGUAUGCGUUGGUGUGGGGAGCCAGCGCGCGACAUGUGCCGCAGAGAGUCGGUCUGUCACAUUUGGUAGCGGAUGAGGACGUGGUCAGCAUCGUGGGUACCAAGAGUGGUCUGGCAGCCAAAUAG